AUGCCACUUCCAUAUCUUCUUCACGUGAAUUCACGCCCACAGCCAGACUCUGGAGUGGACAACAAACUAUGGGAGAAAUGGUACAUCACAGAACAUCUGCCAGACCUGGUCAACAGUGGGACUACGAAGCGUGCAGCGUUCUAUCGAGAAACAUUUGAUUUUUCACUGGCAUCCAAGGACAGGGCCGUGCGGAGCUAUCUCGCGAUUUACCAGACAGAGUUCGAAGAGCCGCUUGCUCGUGACGAAUAUACCAAAGGAGUCCGUCAUUCAAGCGACCUGUUCCCGAAGGACAAGGAGACACUCGCCAACGGCGACUUUGAUGCGAGGAACUAUAAGCUGAUUGUGGACUAUGACCCAAAGAGCACGGGAGAGAGUGCGCCGCCAUUUCUUCUGACCGUCGAGAUGGAGCCGGUGGACGAAGCAGAUUUUGAGAAAUGGUAUAGCGAGGAACACCUCGAGAUGCUGAGCAAGCUUCCUGGCUACCGCCGAUCGUCGCGGUAUACUCUUGGGCCGAAGACACCAGCUACUUUGGGAGAGCCGGGGAGGUUCUUGGCCAUACACGAGGUUGACGACGUUAAGGCCGCCUUCGAUAGCAAGGAGGCUGAGGCGGCGAAUACCACGCCGUGGACGGUGAAGCACAUCAACGAUGCUAAGAUCUUCAUUCCGAGAGCUUGGGAAUUGCUCCACACGGAGGGGUUUUAA
This is a messenger RNA of Exophiala aquamarina CBS 119918, 702 nucleotides long. RefSeq lists its product as uncharacterized. Bases 1 to 702 code for a protein of 233 amino acids. Lineage: Eukaryota; Fungi; Ascomycota; Eurotiomycetes; Chaetothyriales; Herpotrichiellaceae. The record is from RefSeq and is a predicted model, not a curated record. The transcript is spliced from 3 exons.